AUGCAUGCACCGCUCCUGCAUGCCGCUUUAGACUCGCUAGACGUCGUGCAUGCACUCCCUUCCGACACUCAUGCCCCACCUGUCAUACGCCCGGUUGCCGAGGUGGGUGCCGUGGUGCCACCUAGCCCGUGCACUAACCUGCCUGCCGCUCCUCUGGCCGCCGGCCCGCUGGUUCAGUCCAGCGCCUCUGCGUUCUCUGUGGUCCCCACUCCUGCAGAUGCACCUGCUGCGCCGCCCUCCUUCACUUUCACCGCGGGCGAGUCCUCCCGUGCUGCUGCCCUCCCCCUGCAGGACCUAGACACCCACGAGUGCAUCAUUCGCAAGGUGCGCCGCAAGUUAGAGCGCGAUCAGUCUGUCUCCAAGGACAAGCUGCAGCGGAGUGCGUGGCUGGCUGGCAAGCAAGCCAACUACUCCCCCAUGCUUGCUAAAGCCGUCAAGGCCAAGGCUGCUCGCCUCUCCGCCGCGGAUGUUGACACGGCCAUUGGCCGUGCUAUCCAGGAGGCACGCCUCCACGAGCCCGAGGCCCCUCCUGCCUCCUCCGAGGACCUUGCUGCCAUUGCUCUGCUCCGCGGCGCUGACGACGAGCAGCUUGAUGCCAUCCUUGGCUCCGAGCAUGCUGCCUCUGUGGUGGUUCCAACACACGUCGCAGGGGGAGGCGGCGGUGCUUCCUUGCCUCGUCUGUUCCCCCACCCCCCUCCCGCAUCUCCUCUGCCAUUGGUGCGGAGGCGAGCUUCCCGGCGAUGGCGGCGGCGCUGGAUUCAAUCUGCAGGAGAGAGAGGGAGGUGCGUCUUCGAAUGGGAGAGGGUCUCCGCCGGCGUCGGCCUGCACCGGCGACCUCGCCUUCCAGGGCGGCUUGACUACAGUCUACAGAUAGGAGAACAAAUAAAUAGGACCAAGAAAAUUAGUUGCUCGUAUAUUCAUGUAUCGCGGAGAGAAGUACCCGAUUGGAGAAAUUUGGUAUGCCGAGUAAUCUGCAGACCGUAUGCGGAGGCUGACAAAUGGGGAAGGUGGAGAGCAGUGGCGGAUCCGCCUCCUCGGCAUGGCUCUCGUUCCUUCGGCUGUUGCUUACGGUUGAGAUCGUCCAGUACGUUGUUCAUCCUUCGGCUCGCUGCUCGGGCUGAUGGUUCGUGCGACAUCCAUGCUGUUAACCAACAAGAAACCUUACUUGAGAGCAGGCAGAGGCGUGGAGCCAAUGGUGAUGUUGUUGCCUGCUCUUCUAAACUGCCGCUUGUUCAUCGUUUGCUGUUUUGCCUAUCAAGGAAGGUAACUACUCGAAGCAAUUGGCGAGACAAGCAUUCGAUGGAGCUCAAAGCGUUGAUCUUGAAGGAAGGUAACUACUCAAAGGUACAUACUGAAGGAUGUUUUGAGGCUAGCACCUGCUUUAGAAGUUUUGCAAUUCACAACAAUACCUCAUAAUUUUGAUUUGAUGUCCAGAAUGUCAAUUGAAGAAUGAGCCUAUGAACUGCAUUAUAGUUUGUAAUAUAUCCUUAUAUAUGGUGCUUGUGGCGUUUUUUUUUCAAUUAUAAGUUUACAUUUAUGGGUAUUACAAAGUCCCCCUUUCUUUUUCCACAAGGGGCAGUAGCUGUGCCAUUCGAUUCGAAGGACAAAGAAUUGAUCACAAUGGGGUAGCAUUCAGGAUAUAUACACAAGAGUAUAGAACCAAAUUAUAUGAUGUAAUUGACCACUAUUUCUAUUAACUUCUCUUGUGCACAA
Messenger RNA from Triticum urartu, 1713 nucleotides. Lineage: Eukaryota; Viridiplantae; Streptophyta; Magnoliopsida; Poales; Poaceae. The record is from RefSeq and is a predicted model, not a curated record.